Molecule: messenger RNA, 1435 nt
Organism: Racocetra persica
Lineage: Eukaryota; Fungi; Glomeromycota; Glomeromycetes; Diversisporales; Gigasporaceae
Source: the annotation of a GenBank genome assembly
UAUUAAGAAACGAAAAAGUAAAGACUUAAUUGAUCCCAAUUUUAUAUCAAAUUCCAACCCUAACUCUUGUCCUGAAGAUGCUAUUAAUACUUCAAAUAAUGAUACUAGUGAUGAAACGUUAAGUGAUGAUAACAUUAGUACAAGUUCCAAUAGUGAUAGUGAUACAGAAUACACUAGUAAAAAAUUAAGGACCAAAACAAAAUUACGCAAAAAUGAAAAUAAAAAAUCUCCAAAUGGUCAGCAUGAAUGCGGGCAACUAGUCAAGACUCAGGGCUCAACAGACAACUUUCAAUCCCAUUUAAAUACUCAUAGAAUUACUAAGCUGAUUCAGAAAAAUAGUACAACUCCUCAACUAACAAUUAAUGAGAUGUUUCAACGUACUGUUAAACAGAAUUCUCGCCAAAAAGAAUCUAUUGAGCGUGCCUUGCCUCUUCAUGUUCUGCAAAGCGAAAGCUUUAUUAAACUAAUUCAUAUAUUAAAUCCAUAUUAUGAAUUGCCUUCUAAUAAACAAGUUAAAGCACAAAUUCACCAAAGCUACAACUAUUCAACUGAACAUCUUAAAACUCUUUUUGCAACUGAACUCAAAACAUACAGUUUGACAUGUGAUUUGUGGACUGCCCGUUCUAAAAGUGGGUACAUUGAAAUUAUGUGUCAUUUUGUUAAUUCAAAUUAUGAGUUAAAAGAAAUUAUAUUUUUAGCCAAUGAUGAAAAAUCAUAUCGUCAUACAAUUUCUGAUGUUACAACCUGCUGGAACUCCUCCUAUAUUGCAUGGAAACGGCUUCUUCAAAUUAAGCAUGCUAUUAAGUUAAUGGAAGUGACCAUGAAUGCUGAUUCUGAUUCUAAUGUUCGUAAAGAUGCAAACCGGCUAAAGUCUAUGAUGAUUACUGAAGACGAAUGGAUUGUUCUUAAGGAAUUGACUAUGCUCUUAGCACCCUUUGCCGAAAUUACUGAAUUACAAGGUGUAGUUAGUACAAAUGCUGAAGAAAUCGACUUAAUGGAUACGUCAGAUGUAUUUGAUGAUAUUGAAGAAGAAAAUAUAAUUGAUUUGGAUAAAGAAUCUGCAACAAUUACCACUAUUGAUGGAAGUAAGAUUAAACUCAACCAACCUCAAAACACAAAUAGUUUAGUAAAUAAAGUUAAAGAAAAAUUAUAUAUGGCAUUAAAAUAUUAUUGGAAUAUACCAACUAAUAGUUCAUUAAUCGCAACACUACUUGACCCUCGAUGCAAAUCAAUGAAGCAAUUAAAAAAUCAGGAACGUGAUAAAGCUAUUAGCCUUUUGAAGGAAAAUUACGAAUUACUUAAUACUGAAAAUAAAGAUAUAGGCUUACCGAAUGAAGAACCAAAUCAGGACCAAAUGAGUCUUUUCUCAAUAAUGUUUGGAUUGGAUAGUACAUUAGUAGAGAAUGAAGUAGAUCGGUAUCUAAAAAUUGAACAA